This is a messenger RNA of Lepus europaeus (European hare), 660 nucleotides long. RefSeq names its product claudin 20 (gene CLDN20). The transcript has a single exon. Gene Ontology annotation, molecular function: structural molecule activity. The coding region runs from base 1 to 660 and encodes 219 amino acids. The record is from RefSeq and is a predicted model, not a curated record. Gene Ontology annotation, biological process: bicellular tight junction assembly; cell adhesion. Gene Ontology annotation, cellular component: bicellular tight junction; plasma membrane. Lineage: Eukaryota; Metazoa; Chordata; Mammalia; Lagomorpha; Leporidae.
AUGGCCUCGGAGGGGCUCCAGCUCCUGGCCUUCACCCUGGCCCUGUCUGGGGUUUCCGGAGUGCUCACGGCCACUCUGCUGCCCAACUGGAAGGUGAAGGUGGAUGUGGGCUCCAACAUCCUCAUGGCCAUGGUCCGGCUCCAUGGGCUGUGGAUGGACUGCACGUGGUACAGCACCGGCAUGUUCAGCUGCACCCUGAAAUACUCCAUUCUGUCCCUCCCCAUGCACGUGCAGGCUGCGAGGGUCGCCAUGGUGCUGGCAUGCAUCCUGUCCGCCUUGGGAAUCUGCACAUCGACAGUGGGAAUGAAGUGCACCCGCUUAGGAGGUGACAGAGAGACCAAGAGUCAGGCUUCCUUUGCCGGAGGAGUCUGUUUCAUGUCUGCGGGGGUCUCUGGUUUCAUACCAACAGUGUGGUACACAAAGAAGAUCAUAGCAAGCUUCCUGGAUCCCACAAUUCCAGAGAGCAACAAAUACGAACCAGGAGGAGCACUCUACAUUGGCUUCAUCUCGGCAAUGCUGCUGUUUAUCUCUGGCAUUAUUUUCUGCACUUCCUGCAUAAAAAGGAAGCCAGAGGCCUGGCUCUGCACACACACACAGCAGCACGUCUCGGCCCCGCAGCCCGAGAGCAGACCUGCCUACAACCUGAAGGAUUAUGUAUAG